This is a messenger RNA of Heterobasidion irregulare TC 32-1, 1438 nucleotides long. RefSeq lists its product as uncharacterized. NCBI's taxonomy places the organism in Eukaryota, Fungi, Basidiomycota, Agaricomycetes, Russulales, Bondarzewiaceae. The annotation marks the transcript as partial. The transcript has 4 exons. The record is from RefSeq and is a predicted model, not a curated record.
CCCAGACGCAUCCCAGGACGCACAUCCUGGACGCCUCGACGCAGAGCAGAAGCGUAUCCGAUACCCACACAAAGAGCCGGCAGCGAUGGGCGUCCAACCGCGCGGGCUCGUCGUCAAGCUGACAGCCAUAGGCGCCCUGCUCUCCUUCAUCACCCUCCUUUACUUCUACACCGGGGCGUCCCAGCGCGUCCGGCUGCCCUCUCUAGGAUCCCUCUUUCCCUCCGACGGCCGCGCGCGUGCAUCCUGCGCCCCCGAGGCGUGGGCCGACGGCCACUGGGCGCGGCGGCGCUCACCGAUUGGCAACGAGACGCUGACGGCGCCCCGCGACGUGUUCGCGUACAACGGCUUCGAUGGAUGCGCGAGCGACCGCGAGUUCUUCUGGCAUCUCGGCGCGGACAAGGAGGAGCAGUGGGACCGCUUCCCGGACGUGCUGGACUAUGAGUGGGUGCCGGGCGAGCAGUGUGCGGGCGUCCGGCCGCUGACGGGGGCCGCGCUCGUGCGGGAUCUCGUCGAGCAGGGCGGGUGGCUCGUCCUUGGAGACUCCAUCACGGAGAACCACUUUUUCUCGCUCUCCUGCACCCUAUUCCCGCACGUCCGCGCGACCCCCAACUACACCGAAAACCCCUACUUCGACCGCGCGUGGCCGCAGAACCUCUACCUCAACCCGAGCUCUCCGCUCCUCUCGUCCCUGCGCCUCCCGCCCGGCUUCUCCAUCGAAGAGACGCCGCUCAUCACCUUCCGCCGCGUCGACCUGCUUCUCGAGCAGACCGAGAUCGAAUCCGUGCACCGCACGCUCCAUCCAGAGCUGUACGCCGACGGGUCCGACUUUGCGCUCUUCAGCGACGAGAAGUUCUGGUCGCUGAGCCCGUCCGAGUACAUGCCGAUGUUCACCGCGCCGCUCCCGCGCGCGCACUACGCGACGCUCGUCGUGAGUACCGCCGGGCACUGGACGACGACGCUUUUCGGCGGGCUGCGCGACGCGAGCCGCGAGAACGACGGGUACGGGAUCGAGCACGUGCUUGAGCUCUUCGCGGCCGCGAUGCGCCGCUGGGCGGAGGACGUGCAGCGCGCGAUGGACGAGGACCGCCGCGUGCAGACGCGCAAGGCGCUCGCGGGCCUGCGGCCGGUCGCGCGCCAGGUGGUCGUGCGCGCGUAUCUGCCCGGCCACGAAGACUGCCACAGCUUCCGCGCGCCGUGGGCCGAGCGGCAGCCGUUCAAGUGGAACUGGUACAACUGGGCGUGGAUCGGCGACAUGAACGCGCGGUUCCAGAUCCUGGCGUCUGCGGCGUCGUACCCCGAUAUCCACUUCCUCCCCAUCGACCGCCCUGCGCUGCUCCGCCCGGACGCGCACGCGACGGGCGACUGCCUGCACCUGCUCACGGGCGCGGGCGUGCUCGAGGGGUGGACGCAUUAUAUCUGGCACUUUGUUACGCGCGAG